Cladophialophora immunda is the source of this 687-nucleotide messenger RNA. RefSeq lists its product as uncharacterized. Bases 1 to 687 code for a protein of 228 amino acids. Lineage: Eukaryota; Fungi; Ascomycota; Eurotiomycetes; Chaetothyriales; Herpotrichiellaceae. The transcript is spliced from 2 exons. The record is from RefSeq and is a predicted model, not a curated record.
AUGGGUUUCAGCGACACCGCGCCGUGCACGGAAAUCGUUUACAUUCCUACGAAAGUGGGCGACAACCCAAAGGACUUCAGUACCCCGAAGGGAAAGGUCUACAAGGAAAUUCUCGACGCCAUCGUCGCCCAUGGCAAGCCGCAGAAUCUGUACUGGGGACACCAAGUCGAGGACCCCAGCCUGUACUUCAACAUCCUCGACUGGGAUAACGUUGGCGCACAUCGGUCUUUUCAGAAAUGGUCAGGAUAUCCCGCAUUUGUAGACUCGUUCCAGUCUCUUGUCAGCGGCACAGCCUUCCAUUUCCACGCGAACCUGGAGCCCCAUCCACCUACUGCGGUCUAUGACGCCGAGGCCAGCGAACUGCUCCAGCUCUAUUUCCCUCUGGAUUAUUCGGAGGAGGAUCAGAAGGUCCUUCACGAGAAUGUAUCGUGGGUGGGUCAAGUGAUCAAAGCCAUGUGGCCAGGGUGUAGGGGAGCAUCCAGCGGAUGGGCAUUGGAGGCUCUCGACCUGCCUGACGGCUCUGCGAAGGCCAAGGUCUACAUCGUCAUGAUCGGCUGGGAGAGUGUUGAUUCACACACAAAAUACCGGGAUUCCAAGACAUUCGACAUGACCGCCCACCACCUAGUAAAGGCGAAGGAUCUAGUGACUCUUCAAGUGGGCCACAUCGUGGCGCAGAAAUAUCCAUGA